Molecule: messenger RNA, 2765 nt
Organism: Mizuhopecten yessoensis (Yesso scallop)
Lineage: Eukaryota; Metazoa; Mollusca; Bivalvia; Pectinida; Pectinidae
Product: SKI family transcriptional corepressor 1-like
Exons: 9
Coding region: 334-2355 (673 amino acids)
Biological process (GO): negative regulation of transcription by RNA polymerase II; negative regulation of BMP signaling pathway
Cellular component (GO): nucleus; transcription regulator complex
Molecular function (GO): DNA-binding transcription factor activity, RNA polymerase II-specific; SMAD binding; RNA polymerase II cis-regulatory region sequence-specific DNA binding
Source: RefSeq, a predicted model, not a curated record
UUUUCUAAAGAGGACUCCAAAUAAACAGAGCUGUGCGUCUGCCAUAUGCCAGAAUUAAAGUGUUCAUCAUUAAUUGUACCUUGGUGUCAACACAUAUAUGUGACAGUUAUGCUAAAUGGAGCGUCAUUGUCACAACGCUAACGAUAGGAUCAGCAUCAGAUACAGUGCCGGGCUUCACCGUUAAGUGUUGGGUGUGGACUUCUCUCAUCACCGUUACCGAAGAUGCCACGUUUGAUUUGAGAUUCCGAAAAGAAAAGAAACUUUAUCUUCAAAAGAUUUAUAGACUUGAAAGACUGGCAUGAUCUUGACUCUGUGAAUACAUUUUUUCGAAUUAUGGUCACAAUCAUGAACGAAUCUAGCAGAGACGGAUCACCACUAAAUUCAGACGACAUGAUCAGCAAUACAAAAAUGGACAAGGACCAUAUUGAUAUGUCUUCCAUCCUCCCCGAGGUAAUGGCACGGACACAUAUGCGGUUAUCAAACGGGACAUAUGUCCGUCAAAAUCACGUGGGCAGUGUUAUUCUACAGGGUGUCCCGAUUGUCUCCCUUUUCAUUGACCAAAAAGAAAGACUUUGUCUUGCGCAGAUAAGUAACACGCUUCUGAAGAAUUACAGUUACAAUGAGAUACACAACAGGCGGGUUGCGUUGGGCAUCACUUGUGUUCAGUGUACUCCCGUGCAACUGGAAAUCCUAAGAAGGGCAGGGGCCAUGCCAAUAUCUUCACGACGAUGUGGCAUGAUCACACUAAGAGAGGCCGAACGGCUGGUUAAAUCCUUCUUAGAGGACAAUUCGCCCCCGAAGUUACCAGACAAUUUUCGUUUUGACGUAAAGCAUGAGUGUGGUUGGGGUUGCACUGGUCAGUUUGAGCCAUCACGAUACAACAGCUCAAGAGCAAAAUGCAUAAAGUGUACCGUUUGUAAUGCAUACUUUUCCCCGAACAAGUUCAUAUUUCAUUUCCAUCGUACGGCCGAAUCUAAAUAUAGUCAUCCUGAUGCCGCUAACUUUAAUUCCUGGAGACGUCAUCUGAAGCUAUGCGAUGCAUCUGAAAAGGACGACACAACCUGCGCCUGGGAGGAUGUUAAAGCUAUGUUUAAUGGUGGAAACCGGAAGCGAAUCAUGUCGAGUAGUCAUGGAAGCACGAGCCGCGUCCUGCCCUCAAAGGCAGAACCGUCAGAGAAGAAAAGUCGACUAAGACUUGGAGAAUGUGUGGUGAACAAACCAAUGUAUCCGUCCCCUUAUUCUCCCUUCCCUCUUCUGUCAUUGCCGGGAAAACCAUACCAGUUUGGCCAACUCAACCAUUCACCUCCUUUUAGCCUGGGUCUACCAUUCAAUAAAGAAAGCAGUAUUGACAGCACGAAGGCUGCAUCCUUACAGAGUGCAUCAUGGGGUAUCCAUGGUGUUCUACCAACUUAUAACAUGUUGUGGAACACGCAGAUGGGUGCCCAUCACCGCAAUGGUAUCAGGGGGACCAUGUAUCCUUUUAAGGAAACUCACAAUCAGGACACUGUUGAUAUGUUUGAGAACGGCAACGACAAUGAAUUAUCCUCUCCAGAUCACAGUCCUUCAUAUAACAAUUCGGACGGGGAGAGGUUCUCUGCUUUCAGGUUAGUGAAAAAGUCUGAUGAUCAAAUUGACAGUGCUAGAAAUAGUGAUAGGGACGAUGAGGAUUCGGAAGGAGAAAUUGAUAUCACUGAUGAGGGUAGGGAUGACGACAAAGAAGAGGCAGAUGCUAUUUUACACCAGGAAACUAGCAGUGAGGACGAAAAAAAUGACAAUUUUCCAAGCCCUGCCGGAUCUGGGUACAGUGAGAGAGACUGUCGUCUGAUGUGCUCGCCGAAAUGUACGGAUACCAAAGAACCAACGGAGGACAUGAUGGAAAAGCAAGAAACCUCCAAUGAAGAUGAUAAUACAACAAAGACAUUGAAUCCGUAUUGCGAGAAUCGUGACGAAUCGGCAUCAGAGACAGAAAUUGGCUGUAACGACGGCGAGACCGAUGAUAUAGUGAAGACGACAGCAGCUGACGAUGUCAAUCUCUCUAAAGAAGAAUUGCAACUGAAGCUACGGAAAGAAAUCGAUACAAGGAAAAAGAUAGAAAAAGAUAUAGAGUUAAUGAAAGAAACAUUUAAAGGAGAGGUAGACAGAGAACACAGUUACAGAGAGGGGGUAGCACAGCAGCUACAGAUAGUGAAAGAUACUCUUACUAAUGAGCUUGAGCAGGAACGCCAGGUGCGCUUUUCCUUACAGCAGAAAUUGAAAGAGGCCCAUGAUGCUCUGCACAAUUUCUCGUGUAAAAUGCUAGCCUCUCGGCAAUGUGAUGAGUGCACGUUUAAGGAAGGUGAAAUUCCACGACAGUGAUUGACUAGACGAAAAGACAAAAGCUUUUAACCUAAAUACUUGAAGUCAUACGAUUUCUUAAUGUUUCAUUUCAAUACGUACAUAUAUAUGUUUCUUUGUAAUGGACAACGUGAAAUUCCAUCCAUUAGCAUAUCCUGUUGAAAGUAUACUGUUUCCAUGGUUUCUGUUCGUUCUAAUCACGUCCUAUUCUUCUAAAGUGCUAUCAUUAGUAAAAUUGCUGCUUUAUUUACCAUUCUCCAGUCCAGAUGUGUGAUGUUUUACAUGAAGUGCUAGAGGUAGUUCUGAGUAUUUAUUGUGACACAAAGUGACACUCACUAUUGCUUUAUCGUCAUGUUGACGUCCAGUUGUAAGGUUUUCCUUUUUAGUUCAUUGGAACAACUUGUUAUAAUAAAUUUAUAAAAGAUAUCAUC